UAUAGAGCCAUGUGACUGUGACGUAAGCAAUGUAAGCUGCUCGUAAGCCGAGCGCCAAGCCAAGAUGGCAGCGGGCCCCACUGUUCCUAAUAACAAUAACAAUAAUAAUGCUUCUACAAACAAUAAUACUUGGGCACUUUUGCCCAGCAUACUGGUUGUCGACAUUCUUUCGUACCUUUCGCUCGAAGACAGGAUCCGUGCCAGUACGGUAUGUAAGCGUUGGCGAUGCUGUCUUUUCCACCCGUCGCUCUGGCCGCGUCUCGUGCUCGAGCUCACUCCCGCCGUCCGUCGCCAGAGGUCCAAGUUCCUGGCGGCUCGCUGUGGCAGGUUCGUACGCCAAAUAGAAAUCGUCUUUAAUUCUCACAAUAUCAGUCAAGUGAAGGACUGUUUGAAGCUGCUGAACGUCGUGGCCACCAACAAGAACACGCAAUGCUUCACGCUUCGUCCGUCUGGUUGUCAGAUAGAAUGGCCGUCUGUCGCCAACAUCGCCAACACAUCAAGCAACAACACCACCACCACCACUACCAACAACAACAACACAGCCAACACCACCACCAACACUAACACCACCAGUUCUAACAACAACAACACCACCACCACCACCACCACCUCCGAUGACAAUGACGACGUUGUUGUCGACGAUGACGAUGUUGUUGAUGAUGAUGAUGAUAACGAUGCUGAUGCUACUUCAGAUUCGACGACAGAAACUUCAACUCCAACAACAACAACAACAGCAGCAACAACAACAACAUCACCACCACCGCCACCACCAUCAACAACUACUACUACUACUACCACCACUACUAGUAGUCCUACUACACCAGCUACUACAAAUACGACAUGUAACAACAACAACAGCUGCAGCAGCAACAACAACAACCAUCAUCACCAUCACCGACACCACCACCAUCACCACCAACAUCAACAACAACACCACAAUAAUAACAACAACAGCAGCAGUAGCAAUAAUACUAAUAAUAAUAACAACUUUGGUAAGACUACUGCUGUUGGUGCAGAUGGUUCGCAAACAAGUAGUGACAACGGCAACAACAGCAGCGACGAAGGAUCGGAUAACCGUGUGUCCAGUCCUACACAUCAUUCCUCCGAAGCUCCCAUACACACAAUCGAUCAGUAUCUUGAUAAUAUUGAAGCCUUAAUCAAGACCAGCAGGCAUCUGCAACAUUUUGCUUUAGGUUGUGUUGAAGAGCUUUUAGAACACUCCAAUGUUUUUGUCAACUUACUGGCAGAACAUCAUGCAUCUACACUGGAGUCUCUGCAUCUUGCCAGUGUGAAAGAAGACUCUGAAAGUUAUGGUAUCAUAGAAUUGAAUGCUAUUGACUUUUGCCGUUUUAUGGGUCUCCGUAGUCUUAGCCUUGAUUAUGAUUACUUAACCAAUGACCUCCUGCUAACCUUUAUUGAUCCCAAGAAGUCUAAGCUUGAAAAUUUGGUUAUUAAUGUCCACGGUAUUGAUGCUGACCAUGAAGUGAUUACCAAUGAAACUUGGCGCCGGUUACGUAACCAUUCUUCAAACCUAGAAGUGACCUUAAACCUGAUUCACUCGUUUGAGGGUGUUGCUGGUCUCUUGAAUAUCUUGCAACCUUCAAUGCCCUUAGCCAAAUUCCGGCAGAUGUUCUGUUCCAAUAUCAACAUUGCUUCAGUUAGUUAUAUAUCUUCACAUUACAAUAACACGCUGAAAGAAAUACAUAUAAUAGAUGGUUUUGCUAAUGGAGACCCUAUUGUUUAUGAGAUUGAAGCUGAUGAAGAUCCCUUUGUGAUGUUGGCUUGGCGUUGCCCAAAACUGAUGCAUUUCACAUUAAUAGGUUAUCAGGUAUGUGAUGAUGACAUGGUGGCUAUUGCUAGGUUACGUGGCCAACAAUUGAAAACUUUUGACAUUCCAUCUAGCUGUAUUUAUAGUCUUCAUGAGGAGGAUGAAGUCACAUGGAUGAAAUUUGGAUCAUAUGAUGGUGAAUUUUUUCAAAAGGUGUCUGAAAGCCUUGGUCAUGAUUGGCUACCUCUGAAAAACAGUCAGCUUCCUACAGCUGUCCUAGAUGCCCAAGCUGAUGCAGAACCUGCCUACAUGCACAUCCUGUUAGAAGACCAAGCCUGGAGGGGCAGGAAUAAACGCUAAUCUAUUCCUGUGCUUCAAGAGUCUUGAAGUACCCCAUACCCUAAAUCUGGCCAGUAUGUUGGUUGCAUUAAUUAACAACUGCUACCUCUUCUUUUUCAUUUCCAGUGGCGGGGUUUUGACAUCAUUAAACGUUACAGACGUACAAACAAACAAACAAAAAAAACAAAAAGGAAAAAAAUGUCCCAAAUAAAAUGGAAAAAAAAAAAAGAGAGACACUUUCACAAAAUAACAUGUCGAUGGCAAAAGAAUUGAUAGCAUACUUAGCCAAAUCAAAAUCAGAUCUGUGAAUGCCAGUGGGAUGGGGUGGAGAAAGAAAUCUUUUUUCUAUUUUUUUUUUUUUGAAAAAAAAAAAGAAAACAGACUUUUUUUUUUGUUUA
Messenger RNA from Octopus bimaculoides (California two-spot octopus), 2505 nucleotides. RefSeq lists its product as uncharacterized. NCBI's taxonomy places the organism in Eukaryota, Metazoa, Mollusca, Cephalopoda, Octopoda, Octopodidae. The record is from RefSeq and is a predicted model, not a curated record. Gene Ontology annotation, molecular function: protein binding. Gene Ontology annotation, biological process: positive regulation of protein ubiquitination.